CCUGUUAGCUCAAUGUUAAAUGAGCAGUCAUUAGGAAAGACACCACUGCCGCACAGGAUUAGCUGAGAGCUACCUCAAAAAUGAAAGGCUACGUAUCUCUCGUCCUUCUGCUCAGCAUUGGUUUCUGUGCCAAGACAGCUGUUUCCACAAGUACAGCUACCUCUACUCAGGUAUCCUCCAGCAUAACUACGACAGCUUCUACAACUACACCACUAACUGCCACAAUCCAAGAAACCACCACGUCAUCCAUGUUAGUAAUUACCACAACCAAAGAAAUCACCACAUCAUCCACGCCAGUAACUACCACAACCCAAGAAACCACCACACCAUCCACGCCAGUAAUUACCACAACCAAAGAAAUCACCACAUCAUCCACGCCAGUAACUACCACAACCCAAGAAACCACCACACCAUCCACGCCAGUAACUACCACAACCCAAGAAACCACCACGCCAUCCACGACAGCUUCCGCAAUUACAACAACGGCAAUAGCUACCACUACUCAUGUAACCUCUGAGUCAAUCAUGACAGCUCUUACAACUACAACAGCUACCACUGCCCUCCUUGACUCAACUACCCAGGUAUCCCCUUUCUCAACUACGACAGGAACUGUGUCUUCCACCACUCCCACGCCUAUAACACAAUCACCUCCACCCUGUGCAAAUAAACCAUGUGUUAGCAGCACUGCUGAAUGUAUUAACCUAUAUGACGGUUAUAUAUGCCAGUGCCCAUAUUCAUACUACUAUACACAAUCAGGAUGCCAAGAAGGAAAAGUGUUCCCUGGACUGUUAACACUGAAUGCAAUGUAUACUGAGGACAUGAUCAUUGUAAACUCUUCAGAUUUCAAGGAAUUAUACAUGAAUGUCACAGAUUUUUUCAACACAACUUUCCAGAAUGAGACAAGCUAUGGCGAGACGAAAAUUGUGAAUGUAAUACAAUUUUUAGCAAAUUCUAGAAUACAGAGUAGAGCUGUGGCCAGUGGAAUCAAUGUGACAGUGAAGAAUGUGUUUGAACUGACCACAACUUUAAACGCUAGUGAAGUUACUAAACUCAUACAGGCAGCAAUAAAUGGCAGUUCCAAUUUCAAUCUCUAUAGCUAUUAUGCACUUACACACUGUGUCAUUUAUGGCUGUGAUGAGACAACUGCUACUUGCAACGACACUAGCGGGGUGCCAGUGUGUGAAUGCAAACCAGGAUUGUCUAAGAAGAAAGCAGCAGACAAAACCUGUUCAAAUUGUGAGAGCACAUGUUCUAAAGACAACCACAUGCAUUGUAUUGCGAAUAACAGCAUUCCAGUUUGCCAAUGCCUUCCUGAUUUCUACAAAAAAGAUGGAAAAUGUGUGAAGUGUAAUGUGGGCUUCUCUGGAGUAGACUGUAACAACAAUACCUUGUUGAUCCUUAUCAUUGUGGCUGUCCUGUGUGGGAUUCUUAUCCUGGGCUUAGUGGCAGGACUCAUUUGCACUUCAAUGAGGUCAAAAAAGCUAAAAAAUCCAGAGAAGAGGCAUUUGAUAAAAGAAGACUAUUCAGGUGGAAAGGGAAAACUUGGCCCUAUGUCUGUCUCCAACCCUGCUGCAAAAGACCGAAUUUUCCCCACAAUCCCUACGUCUGUCUCCAACCCUGCUGCAAAAGACCGAAUUUUCCCCACAGUCCCUACGUCUGUCUCCAAGCCUGCUACAAAAGACCGAAUUUUCCCCACAGUCCCUACGUCUGCCUCCAGCCCUGCUGCAAAAGACAGAAUUUUUCCUACAGUCCAGACUAACAAUGCUGGUCAAGUGAACCGAGGAUUUCAGAUAAGCAAUCCUUAUGAAAUUGCACCACCAAUGAGGAUGCUUCCUGAGAGGGAUUAUGAUGAUGACGACGAGGAGUAUGAAAUGUCAUUAAGAGGUGACCGCAGGCCUCACUAUAGAUACUGAAAUUAAGCAGAACAAGAGACUGUCAGCUUCAAGAUAUAUGAGAGCCAUGACACCAGACUACAGUAGAUGAGUUCUGCAGCUUCAUCAUCACCUAGGACUGGAUUUCAGAUGGGUGGCUAUUAGAAUGCUUUCAAUGAUGACAAAUUUUGCAGACAACUUUUUACAAUGAAGACGACAAUCUGAAAUAGACCUCUUUAUAACUAAUUUGCUUAAUUAAGUGAAAAUAGAAAUGGGGACAUCGUGCUCUUACAUACAUAAUGGACUAAUCCAUCCCAGAUUGUGUCUACACAAGACUUUUUCAGGAAGCCUCCCAACAGUGCAGGUCUACCAGUGACACAGCAGCGGUGGGAGAGCUAGCAUAUAUCGGGCACCAGCAUUUUAACUACUAUAUUGCCGGUCUCACCCUGUUCAGAGAAGGUCCAGAUGAUACGGUGAUGACAGCCACAUGAGCCCACUCUGCACUAGCACUCUCACUAUUGCUACCACUGGCAAAGCUGCAGGGGUGUUAACAUCGUGGAAAACUGCCCCAAAAGAAGUAGCACAAGUCCAGGCUACAAAGAACAAUCGGAUCAAUUGCAUACUGCUUUAGGUUCCAGACCUAUAGCACUCUCUGGAGCUCCUGCGUGUGUCCCCAAAUCUCAGCUGGAGCCCUAAGUGUUGCUAUAGUACAAAAAAUAAAAGUUUCACAUUCCAACUAUUGCUUGCCAUCGCCCCUUCGUGUUGGAAUAUCUUCAGUUCUGAGAGACCCAGAUGUAGGCCAGAAUCUGGUGUCCAGAGUCAGGGCUUCCAUUUGAACCCAUUUACACUUCCCUCUGCAUAUUUCCCAACUGUGUCUUUUACAAAAGCCAUCAUGUGUGAUUUGUGAUCACUUACAGUGUCUGUGGACCUCAGGCUGUCCUAUUUCUACUAAGCUUCCUGAAAAGAAUUGUUACUUGGCUUUUUUUUCCUUAUUAUUUUUAGUUUAUCAUGCAAUUUAAAUGUGUUUUUACGCUCAGUAAAUCUUUUUUAAAACGAUCCCUAAUUCAUAUUUACUGGGUAAUUUAUCAUAUAAUUAAUGGCUCUAUUGAUUAGUUCUAGCAUAUCAAGCUCUGUACAUAUAUUUAAAUAAAUUAAUCUCCUAUAAAGUAUAAUUGA
Pelodiscus sinensis (Chinese soft-shelled turtle) is the source of this 3047-nucleotide messenger RNA. Lineage: Eukaryota; Metazoa; Chordata; Testudines; Trionychidae. The record is from RefSeq and is a predicted model, not a curated record.